Stegostoma tigrinum is the source of this 4873-nucleotide messenger RNA. RefSeq names its product signal peptide, CUB domain, EGF-like 1 (gene scube1). Gene Ontology annotation, biological process: signal transduction. The transcript is spliced from 23 exons. The record is from RefSeq and is a predicted model, not a curated record. Gene Ontology annotation, molecular function: calcium ion binding. The coding region runs from base 24 to 3134 and encodes 1036 amino acids. Lineage: Eukaryota; Metazoa; Chordata; Chondrichthyes; Orectolobiformes; Stegostomatidae. Gene Ontology annotation, cellular component: cell surface.
AAAAUGAGGCUGUCAGCUGGUCAAUGUCUCAGUCCAAACGCGUCUUAUCAAAGAAACACUCAGCAUCGAAUCAUAUCAUUAUGGGCUCUGUUUGUUUUUCAUGGCACUUUUGUUUGUUUUUCAUCCUCUUAAAUACUUGUCGCUCCUUGGGAACUGGGGCGCUUGUCGAUGUCGAUGAAUGUGCGGUAGGAACAGACGACUGUCACAUCGAUGCAAUCUGUCAAAAUACACCCAAAUCCUACAAAUGCAUCUGCAAACCGGGCUACAAAGGAGACGGGAAGCAAUGCGAAGAUAUUGAUGAAUGUGACAAUGACUACAAUGGUGGCUGUGUUCACGAGUGUAUCAACAUUCCAGGCAACUACAGAUGUACUUGUUACGAUGGCUUUAUGUUGGCCCAUGAUGGCCAUAAUUGCCUGGAUGUCAAUGAAUGUGAUGACAACAAUGGCGGCUGUCAGCAAAUCUGUGUGAAUACCAUGGGUAGCUAUGAAUGCCAAUGUAAAGAAGGGUUCUUUCUGAGUGAUAACCAGCAUACCUGCAUCCAUCGAUCCAAUGAGGGCAUGAACUGUAUGAACAAAGAUCACGGAUGUGCACACAUCUGCCGAGAGGCGCCGAAGGGUGGGGUGGCUUGUGAAUGCAGGCCUGGCUUUGAGCUCGCCAAAAACCAGAGGGACUGCACAUUAACCUGUAACUAUGGAAAUGGGGGCUGUCAGCAUACCUGUGACGAUGCGGAUAAUGGACCUGUGUGUGGCUGUCAUCAGAAAUAUGCUCUGCAUUCAGAUGGAAGAACAUGCAUAGAGAAGGAUGAGGCUGCAAUUGAGAGCUCUGAGUACAAUGCCACGUCAGUAGCUGAUGUGGACAAGCGGGUGAAACGGCGGCUGCACAUGGAAACAUGUGCUGUGAAUAAUGGAGGCUGCGAUCGUACAUGCAAAGACACGGCUACAGGAGUCCGCUGCAGUUGUCCUGUUGGAUUCACGCUACAACCUGAUGGGAAAACAUGCAAAGAUAUUGAUGAAUGUUUAGUAAAUAAUGGUGGAUGUGACCAUUUCUGUAGGAAUACGGUUGGCAGCUUUGAGUGUAGCUGUCGAAAAGGCUACAAGCUUCUGACAGACGAGCGAUCCUGUCAAGAUAUCGAUGAGUGUUCCUUUGAAAGGACAUGUGACCACAUGUGCAUUAACUACCCAGGAAGCUUUGAAUGCUUGUGUCAUAAAGGUUAUACCUUAUAUGGACUGACGCAUUGUGGAGAUAUCGAUGAGUGCAGUAUUAAUAAUGGGAGCUGUGAUUAUAGUUGUGUUAAUACGAUGGGAAGUUAUGAAUGUGUGUGCCCUCCUGGGAAGAAGUUACAUUGGAACAAGAAGGAUUGUGUUGAGGUGGUGAAAUGUGUCCGAAAUGCAAAGAUUGCACGCAAAGUCCAGCUCGUCUGCAGUAAGAGUGGAGGAGUAGAAAGUUGCUCUCUGUCCUGUCCGUCCAAAGCACUCUUUGUAGCAGAUUCUGAAAAUAGCUAUACUUUUAGCUGUGGAGUUCCAAUACAGCCAACAAAAUCCUCACAAAAGCGAAAUACAAGUCUACCUAACUGUGCAGAUCCUUUAGCACCACCAAUAAAACAAAAAGCUAGAUUCAAGAUUAAAGAUGCUAAAUGCCAUCUACGACCACGUAAUAAGGAAAAGGUUAAGGAUAGUCUGAAACAAACAAUAUCAGGAGGUCACUUCCCAUGCACAGAUAACUGUCACGUGACCUUUGUGAAUCUGAAGUGCGAUUCUUCCAAAAAGAGGAGGCGCGGACGGAAGUCACCGUCGAAGGAGGUGUCACACAUUACAGCAGAGUUCGAGGUCGAGAUGAAGUCUGAGGAGGUGACAGAGUCUUGCAACAUGGAAUGUGUGCGCAAGAGGAUGGAACAAAAGCUGCAGACAGCAAUUAAAACACUAAGGAAGUCCAUUAAUAAACAACAGUUCUACAUUCAGUUCUCUGGUACAGAAUAUGAAGUUGCCCAGAAACCAGCAAAAAUACAUGAAAAUCAGGAGGCAUGCAGCACAGGCCAGGUGCUCCAGGAUGGCAAGUGUAUCAGCUGUGAAACAGGCCACUACUACAGCGGGGAGCACAAGCAGUGUCUCCUGUGUCCUCCAGGAACCUACCAAGACACGAAAGGACAGCUAUCCUGUGAGCCAUGUCCAAGCAACGAUGGACAAGGAAUGGCUGGAGCUCGGAACGUGUCUGAAUGUGGAGGCCAGUGCUCUCAAGGACAUUUCUCCUCCGAUGGAUUCAGACCUUGUCGGUCAUGUCCAUUUGGCACCUUCCAACCAGAGCCAGGGCGCACUCAGUGUUUUCACUGUGGAGGUGGAUUGAUGACAAAAUACGAAGCAGCAGUUUCAUUUCAAGACUGUGAAACAAAAGUUCAUUGUUCUCCUGGUCACUAUUACAACUCCACCACACACAGAUGCAUUAGAUGUCCAGUAGCAACUUAUCAGCCUGAGUUUGGCCAAAACUACUGUAUUACCUGUCCUGGAAAUACAACGACAGAUUUUGAUGGCUCCACAAAUGUCACGCAAUGUAAAAAUCAGCAAUGCGGUGGCGACCUUGGAGAGUACACGGGAUUCAUUGAAUCUCCCAACUAUCCUGGAGACUAUCCUUCUAAUGUGGAGUGUAUUUGGAAUAUAAAUCCACCACCGAAGAGGAGAAUUCUGAUUGUAGUGCCAGAGAUUUUCUUACCAAUGGAGGAUGAGUGUGGAGAUGUUUUAGUGAUGAGAAAGAGUUCGUCACCAACAUCGAUCACAACAUAUGAAACAUGCCAGACCUAUGAGCGACCAAUAGCAUUUACUUCAAGAUCUCGAAAGCUGUGGAUUCAAUUCAAAGCUAAUGAGGGGAACAGUGCCAAAGGAUUUCAAGUUCCAUACGUUACCUAUGAUGAGGACUAUCAGCAGUUAAUAGAAGAUAUUGUAAGAGAUGGGCGUUUGUAUGCUUCAGAAAACCAUCAAGAAAUUCUGAAAGACAAGAAAUUGAUCAAAGCACUCUUUGAUGUAUUGGCACAUCCUCAAAAUUACUUCAAGUAUACAGCACAAGAAUCUAAAGAAAUGUUUCCCAGAUCAUUUAUAAAGUUGCUACGUUCCAAAGUGUCCAGAUUUUUAAGGCCAUAUAAAUAGUUUUGGUGGUUUUAAAAUGCUAUUUUACUGCAUUCUGAAUGAAGAGGUAUCCCUCCCUUCAACACUGGCGUCAUGUUUCUCCUCAAAAAAAAAUCUGUUUAAUAGUCUUCAGUUUUACUUUAAACGUUUUUCCAUUCUUCCUCAGUGAAGAACCUAUCCUCAAAUGAUAUAAAAGCAGUUAUCCUGCUCUGAGUUAAUAAUAUUCCUCUGAAAGCAGAAAGAAUUUAGGAAGUUAUACAUGCAUUUAACUUCAGCUGUAAAUUUGUGCACUGCAAAUUGCUUUCUGCCCUUUCUUACAUGUUCAAAGAACAGGUGAUUCUAACAGAAAGUGACCUCUAUUAAAAGUAUUUUCAUUUUCAGUCUCUUCUACAGGAAAGAAAGGUAAUCCUGUAGAACAAAAACAUUCUUUUCAGUAUGUUGGAAAAUUGCAGAAAUUGGCAACUACCUGCAAAAGUAUCAAAGUGAUGCAAUAGCAAUAAAGAUGUAAGUAAUAUUUGGAAUUUAAUUGCACUUGAAUUUUAUAUUUGAAACAAUUUAGAGGGAAAAGAAAGGCUAAGUUGUAUUCUCCUUGCAUUUUAUGUCUUACCUAAAAUUACUGUUUGAAUUGUGUGGAUUCAUAACUGUCCUUCAGAGAUGAAUCAGAAUUGCAACAACUAUUCUAAUUUCAUGUGUUGAGCAAUCAGAGAAGAGAUCAUAUUCUUUCUUCCUUCCUUCCUCUGAUGCAGGUACACAAUCUCUUUAUUCUUUCUAUAUAUAUAUAUAUAUAUAUAUAUAUAUAAAGUUUUUCUUUAAAAGAAAACAACAUUUUCUUAAAUGGACACACAAUUUUAAUGUUUACUUUUAUCAUUUCUUGGGUGGAAGAGGAAAAGUUAUUCCCAGUAUAUUUCCCGAUAACACAAUAUGUUGGUGAAUGCAGAAAUGUUGUGUUUGAAUGGUUAGUAAUCCUUCCCCUGAUAAGGAAAAUCUGUGUAGACCGUCUCAGCUCAUUUUGGUACAGCCAUAUUGGUUGUUCUUAGCUGAAUAGAUGAAGUGGUGAUGAUAAUUGGAUAAACACUGUUUCUUUUUCAAAAAUGCAUUCUCUCGUGUAUUUAUGCUACUGAUUUCAUGCUGUAAUGGUAGCAAAGCUACUAGCUGAUAUACUAACUGGAAUAGGCAGGUGUUCCUGUUAAUCUGAAGUUUCGUUAUCUGUACAGAACUGGAAAGUGUUUCUUUUGUUGUUUUUCUCCCAUUCUUAGGUUACUGGGUCUGAUUGAUACUUUACCUAAGCUUAAAAAAAAAUGUAGAUGCUGCUUUAUAAGCAUUAUUACCAAUAUGUAAAUUAUGUACAAAUGUUGGCAAUGUUUUCCAUACAAAAUUAAGUUAAUAUUUACCAUGGUUGAUAGAGGAAAAAAGUUAAAAUACAACUGUAUAAACUGCAAUAAGAUUUUGUUACUUUAUAUACAUGGCUAUGGUCUAGGCUUACAGUAAGAGCUCCACACAGUUGUGUUAAUACUGCCAGUUUUUUUUUAAUCAUUGUAAAUGUAACCUAUAUAGCUUUACCCAUUUUACUUGGUCUUUUCUUGUCUCCGUAUUUAGUUUAAUUAGACCUCAAAAGGAGGCUCAUAUGGAUUUGUUUGUUUAAUCAUUUUCAUAAUAAACCACAAAGGUUACUUUAAAAAGAGAAAUGUGUCUUUUUAUUGGAAAUUGGAGAACCAGGGAUAGUACACCCUCCCAUCAAUCAACUAAUCUUUUAUCCAUCC